Messenger RNA from Macrobrachium nipponense, 614 nucleotides. RefSeq names its product pro-resilin-like. The record is from RefSeq and is a predicted model, not a curated record. Gene Ontology annotation, cellular component: extracellular matrix. The transcript has 3 exons. NCBI's taxonomy places the organism in Eukaryota, Metazoa, Arthropoda, Malacostraca, Decapoda, Palaemonidae. Bases 41 to 466 code for a protein of 141 amino acids.
CAAGACAGUGUACUCAUCUUGAGGCUUCGACGAGAACAAGAUGCAUUCUAAAGUUGCUUUGGUAGUGUUGGGUUUGGCUGCCGUUGUUGCAGCUGACAGCUUCGAGAGCUUCGAGAGAUAUUCCUACGCUCCACCCAGGCCAAGGGCAAGAUUCUCCUCAGGAUCCGACGAGUCCUACGAGUCCAGCGAGGCUCGCUACAACUUCAAAUGGGCCGUCAACCACGCCCCCUCCCGCAACGACUUUGGACACCAGGAGCAACGCAACGGCGAUGAGACUCAGGGAUCCUACUACGUCCAGCUCCCCGACGGUCGCCUGCAGAAGGUUGCUUACCGCGUCGAUGGUGACGAUGGAUACGUCGCCGAGGUGACCUACUCAGGCGAGGCUCAGUUCCCCGACUCCUUCGAAUCCUACGAGUCCCGUGAGGCUCCCAGGAGGUUCUACUACGGCUCCAACGAGUCCAAGUAAAUCCUGAGACCGAAUUCCUCAAAAUGACACAAGCGGAGCCUCUUCGACUGAUGAAUUCACAGUUCAGACGAUCUGUCUACUGCUGGCAACCACCAGGUGUUGUGUUCUGAUGUUAUUUUAUUUAUUAUUUAUUAAAAAGCAAAGAUAA